AUGACCACUACCAAUCAUUCAAAUUUUAGUGAGCAUCAGCAACAAGGAAACAAGGAUUCCUAUUCAAAAAUACACACCCCAAUCAAGAGAAAACUAUCUGAAUAUGUAAUUUAGAAAUAAAGCUCUUAUGCGCAAAUACAUAAACCUGAAAGACAAAAACAAAAAUCUACCCCUGAUAUUUUAUAGUUACUUAAGAAAUAUUAGAAAUGUCAUACCAAUCAAUCCCAGCAUCAACCAAAUCAAUAGAGGGAUGUGGUGAGCAAUUAUUAAAUAAAAAAGCAUAAAACACUUCAUAAUACGGACGCUUCACCCAUUAGAGUUAGUUAAGAAGCCUUACCCCUAAAGAACAUUAUAAUUAACAGAAAGAGAAUGAGCAUCAACGAUAGAGAUACCACCCUUCUGAAGUUGCAAGAAUUAAAAAAGAAAAUAAUUGAAAAGGUUCCGAACCCUCUUGAAAUUUGGGGACCAGAAAUCAAUCCUAUUUCAAAUAGAAUUACAUUUCAAGCCUCGCUAUAAACGGAAGAUUCUAAACUAAUUUAAAAAACAGUAGAUACUCCUGGAACUGCUUAAUUCAUGUAAUCGAAUAGAGAGGAAAAUGGAUAAGAACCAAGAAACCCAUUUGAAAGAACCAAGUCUUCUUAGGAUAUGAAGAUAUAGGAAAAUUAAAUUACCCUCUAAAAGAACCUUGACUUAUUUUUUGAAAAAAGGAAGCACUCAUGUUGUGAGGACAACUUUAAGCCUGUUUAAAAGACUCAAUACUAAUACGGAAAACCCUACUUUGAAUCAAAUAAAGGGGAAGAGAUACCAAAUUCUAACUUUACAAAUAGGCUUGAGUGUAGAAAAAUAAUGAUUAUAUUGGAUUAAGAUAAAGAGAAAAUAUUAGAAUAGAUUGCUCUGAACCCUAAUGAAAUUCAUAAUUCUCCAACUAGUAAAAUUUGGGAUAAAGCAUUGAAAAUUGAUAGAUUGGAUGAAUAGUUGGGGAAAUAAAAAACUGAAGAAUCUCUGUAGGUGAAAUGUUAAAAAAUUAAAUCUAAAAGAGGAAGUAUCAAAAAUGAAAAUAUUCCUUAUUGGAAAUUGAGAGACUUAGAAUAAAAAAAGAUAAAAAAAUGA
Molecule: messenger RNA, 1110 nt
Organism: Paramecium tetraurelia
Lineage: Eukaryota; Ciliophora; Oligohymenophorea; Peniculida; Parameciidae
Exons: 1
Source: RefSeq, a predicted model, not a curated record